GGCAGACAUACACUAUAAGAAAGAAAGAUACAAAAUCAAAGAGUACUACACCCGCAGUUCAAAUAAAAGAUAAAGAAAAGAUACAGAAGACUGUAACAGUAAAAAGAAAAAGAAACGAAAUUAGCGAAGAAAGUUUUCAAUCCUCUGAUGAAUGUUUCUCCCCCGAAAUUAAAUAUACUGGCCCUCCUGUAAGAUAUAAACUCUCUUAUAAAAAAGACGGACAACCUGAGAUUAUUAAAGAGAUUAUUAAAGAGACUUCAAAAUGAAUGCAAAAUUGAAUAAGUGUUCCGAUAACGAAAUAUAUCAUUUGUUGAUGUCUGAUAUAGAAAGUAAAAUUCCUGUAAUUAAAUUACACAGAAUUGCAAUCAAUGAUCAUUUGGUAGAACCUAACAAAAACAAAAAUAUAAAUUAUUUCGAAUCCGAUGAAUUAUUUGACUCGAACAAAUCCAUGUCAAAGAAUAGUUCCACUAGAAAAUCCACAACUUCAUUGAAAAUUAAAUUGAGACGUUCUACGGAGCAAAGCAAUUAUAAAAUUGAUAAUAGAAGUAAUAAGAAGAUUACUAAAAACAUAAAGGAAAACAAUGAUCCGGUGGAAUCACCACGUAGAAUAGAAAGACGUCGCAGUCGACCUAAAAGAUUCAGUGAUUAUGAAUGUGAUAUAGCUCCUGAUUUUGAUUCUUUAAGAUUAAGAACAAGAAGAACUAUUAAUUGCAACGAGGAUCUUACUAACCAUAAUUCAUCUUCAGAGCAUAAUAAACAUGAAGAUAGUGAUUUUAAAGGACGUUUAAUAAAACAGAAACAAUUAUCAGAAGUAUUAAAUGAUACAGAAGAAAGUAUACAAAUUGUAGAUGAUAAUCAGUUACAAAAUAUUACAGAUACACCUAAGAAAGCAACUAAACGUAUUGCUCGUACAAAAUUUACAAUAGAUAUAAUGGAUGAAGAUUUAAAUAAUACUGAUAAUACUUUAUUAUUAACUAAAAAACAUAGACAGACUGCUAAGAAUAAAUUAUUAGAUGAACAAAAUAGAGAUAAUGACGAAGAAGAAAUAAAUGAUUUAUGCGAUGGUAUUAAGAUGAUGUCAAAUAAUGUUUUAACACCAAAAAAGAAAAAUAAUAGGCAGGAACAGAAAGAAUCCAAAGAUUUGAAAAAUAUAAGGACACCAAAAGCAUCUGUUUCAUUUAAAUUAAAUAAUUUGACACCAUCUAUGGAAAAAAGAACUUCAUUAUUAACAAAGCCAUUAACACCUUUACAACAAAGUAGAUCUAAAUUACAUGUAAGCGUUAUACCAAAAUCAUUACCUUGUAGAGAAGAAGAAUUUAAUAAUAUUUUCACAUUUUUGGAAGGAAAAUUAAAGGAUAAAUGUGGAGGAUGCAUUUACAUAAGCGGAGUUCCUGGAACAGGUAAAACUGCAACUGUAAAUGAAGUAAUACGUUGUUUAAAAAGAUCAGUGGCAAAAGGAAAACUGGAUGAUUUUAACUUUUUUGAAAUUAAUGGUAUGAAGUUGACAGAACCGAGACAAGCUUAUGUGCAAAUUUGGAAGCAGAUGAAUAAUGGUAACACUUGUACAUGGGAAAAAGCAUAUCAUGAACUUGAAAAACGAUUUACUAGUAAAAAUUCUAAAAGGCUAAUGACUUUGUUACUUGUAGAUGAGCUUGAUCUUUUGUGCACAAAACGACAGGAUGUAGUUUAUAAUUUACUAGAUUGGCCUACUAAAGCGAAUGCACAAUUAGUUGUUAUUACCAUAGCUAAUACUAUGGAUUUGCCAGAAAGAGUAUUAAUGGGUCGUGUUACUUCACGAUUAGGUCUUACGCGAUUAACAUUUCAACCAUACAAUCAUAAACAAUUACAAGAAAUAGUAUUAACAAGACUUAAGGAUUCAGAUGCAUUCAGAAGCGAAGCUAUACAAUUAGUUGCACGGAAAGUAUCUGCUGUAUCUGGAGAUGCUCGUAGGGCUUUAGAUAUAUGUCGACGUGCCACUGAGAUUGCAGAACUGCAUGAAAGAGAAAAAGUUACCAUGCAAGAUGUAAAUGAAGCUCUAUCAGAAAUGAUUGAAAGCUCUAAAGUUCAAGCUAUAAAACAUUGUUCAAAAAUGGAGCAAAUGUUUUUGCAAUCUAUAUCUGCACUAGUAACACGAACUAGUAUCGAAGAAGCUUGUUUUAAAGAUGUAUAUCAUCAACUUUGUUCUGUAUGCUCCUUUGAAGGUAUUCGGAUACCUAAUAUAACAGAAGUAUUUGCUAUAUGUGGAAGAUUGGAAGCUAGUAGAUUGAUAAUACGUGACAAUGCACGGAUGGAUAUACAUCAAAGAAUUUUGUUAAAUGCAUCAGCAGAUGAUAUUCAUUUUGCAUUACAACCCAUUAAUCUUAAUUAAAAAUAUGUAUUUGUUUUUUUUUCUUAAUUAAAUUCUUAAUGACUGACUGUUGU
Molecule: messenger RNA, 2421 nt
Organism: Polistes dominula (European paper wasp)
Lineage: Eukaryota; Metazoa; Arthropoda; Insecta; Hymenoptera; Vespidae
Gene: Orc1
Product: origin recognition complex subunit 1
Biological process (GO): mitotic DNA replication checkpoint signaling; DNA replication initiation
Cellular component (GO): nuclear origin of replication recognition complex
Molecular function (GO): DNA replication origin binding; ATP binding; ATP hydrolysis activity
Source: RefSeq, a predicted model, not a curated record